Molecule: messenger RNA, 636 nt
Organism: Komagataella phaffii GS115
Lineage: Eukaryota; Fungi; Ascomycota; Pichiomycetes; Pichiales; Pichiaceae
Exons: 1
Coding region: 1-636 (211 amino acids)
Source: RefSeq, a predicted model, not a curated record
AUGUAUAGAAAAUUGCUUCCCCUUGCUUUGCUCAGUGUUCCAGUCUUCGCCGAUGACGAUGACUCAUUACCUUUUGUUAUUGUUAACUCCGCGUCAGGAGAAACCCAUGAUGGAACUUACUGGGGUGUGAAUAACGCCGGAGCAGUCGUUCCAAGCUCCACUGGAGUGCGAUUUGUGGUCAACGACGACGGUGAGUUGGAAGGUAAUGACGAGGAAGUUGAAGUGACCUCAAACGGGUUUUUGACCUUAAGAGAUGACAAUGAUGAAAAUGAGGGGUUUUCUCUCACAGAUGAUGAUCCACCGGUUUUGCUGUUAAAUCGUCAAACUCCUACCGUGUGGAUAUGUGGAUCUGAUGAUGACGCCCGUAUUGCUCUGGGUUCACAAUCGCCACAAGAUGAUUGUGUAGAGUACUCCAUUGAAGUUCAGCUGCAAAGUGGUUCAAGAAGCGGGUCCAGCACAAGAACAAGCAGUAGAACAACUGGAACCAGUGCAACCAGUGCAACCAGUGCAACCAGUGGAACCAGUGCAACAGGGACGACUACUGGAAGCACCUCGACAGCUACUGAUGGAGCCCACAAGCUUGUUGGCGGGCUGUCUGGAUUGGCUGGUGGUGUUGCCAUUGCCCUAUUGAUCUAG